Ruditapes philippinarum (Manila clam) is the source of this 2228-nucleotide messenger RNA. RefSeq lists its product as uncharacterized. NCBI's taxonomy places the organism in Eukaryota, Metazoa, Mollusca, Bivalvia, Venerida, Veneridae. The coding region runs from base 1 to 933 and encodes 310 amino acids. The record is from RefSeq and is a predicted model, not a curated record. The transcript is spliced from 2 exons.
AUGCGUGUAUUUAACUUUACCAUUCUGUCGCAGUUUACUUUCAAACUUCUGAUUUUUCUGUCAAUCAUUUUGAUUGAUGUAGCAGAUCUUAUCAGUGAUUGGCUGCUAUUUAAGGACGUCGCUGUCGCAGAGAAGGGAUUAGUUUACGGACCACCCGAGGAUAGCACACGUCUUGCUCUUUUGGCGUUUUGUAUUAUAGGUACUCAAACCAUUGCAUUGGAAUUAAUAAAUUUAUGGCGGGAUAUUUUCAGAGGAAAUCCGUGGUUGGAUGUUGAAUUACUGUCGGCAAUAGCGGUAUGGCUUGAGGAUGUUCCACAGAUUGUGAUCAAUGUCAUCAUAAUAGGCUGUCGGGAAGAAGCCAUAAGUUAUUUUCAACUGAUGAAAGCUUCUGUUGCGGUAGCUGGGGUAAUUAUUCGGAUAUUAUUUUCCUUGGUCGUUUACUGCGGCAAAAGAGGCAUGAACGAUCUGAGAAGACUGAAAAAAGACCACAGAUCCAGAAUUCGUUUCGUUUAUAGAAUUCUGAUGAUGUCAGGACUGGUGAUAACACUAGGGGGCGCUGCGGUAAUUUUUCUUUUCACUCAGUACGAGCGAAAUCCGGACGGUAGUUUAAAUUUUAAAGUGCCUCAUAAUUAUAUUAAAGGUAAGUACGAUGAUGCGAAAUAUUUCGAAAAUGUCAGUGUUUAUUUUAGUCAUGAAUUGUUUGAUUUAGACUCAUCUCUGGGCAGAUCAACAACAAAUAAAAAUCUUCUUAGAUUGUUUGACAUUAACGAUAUCAGACACGGGCAUGGGGUGGACAGAAUAAUCAAAUUGGAAUUUGAUCAAUUGGAUAUUUCAACAAUACAAAAGUUUAUCGUAUGGGAGAAUAACAUUACUCAAGAACUGCGUGCCAAAGAGUGCUUUUCUCUAGACAGAACUAAAAAAAACAAAAUUUAAUCACUCUAGGAUCAAAUUGUUCAUCAUAUAUUUAUACUAAAAGUAAUCAAAUUUUGUUUAUAUUUCGAUUGAUACAACCUAACGAUCUAAAGCUGAUAUUUGGAGAUAUAACGUACAAUAUUAAUUUAAAAAAAUUCUAGUGAAACAUGUAAACCACCGGAUUUUGAAAUAUAAAAUGAUAUUAUAGAUUAUUCUGAAGUUACAUCAGCUGCUUUACAUUAUUAUCGAACUUUAGACGUUUCUAAAAGGACAUACAGCCUGAUACACACGUCAGAUAAUAACAGUAAAUUCUAUAAUUCUAAAGAUUUACAAGACAUAGAAGAUGUUUGGAAAACUGGUUUUGUCUAUUGUAAAAGUACAGGUCGUCUUGCACCGCAUCGGGAUAAUUCUAUCGUUGUACCAUGCUUAUAGCUAAUACAUGUAUAUUAUAUUUAUUAUCAAAAUAGAGAAAAACGGAAUCAAAACGACAAAAUUGAAAAUGUUGCAGAUUCGGUUUUAUUGAGCCUGUUCAGGGACGGUACUGGGAAAUGCGAGUUACCGUCCACACCCCAUAGCACCAGCUUUAGCAGAUUUCAACGUUUAAACAAGAAAAUGGUGACAUCUCAAAGUUAGAAACAUCUAUACAGCGGUCAUCAUGGAAUCUUCAAUGUGAAAUGUUCGUGCCAUUCCACGAAGAGCAGCGUAUUGUCCCCUUGUGAAAGCGUAGGUUCUAAACGGGAAUACAAUGGGUAGAACUAAACAAAAUAUAAUUUUGAAAGCGGAUCAGACGUUAUUGAGCCUGCAUAACACAGAUAAGUUGUCAGAAAACAGUGAUCAUAAACAUGCAUCUGUUGAUCGCAUCAUUGACAUUGAACUAUCAAUUGAAUAAUUGAACUCUGGCAAGAUGUAUGGUAUUAAGAUAUGAAAAGCAAUAGCCGAUAAUAACGUCAAAACAGAAAGUGUCGGUAUGAGAUCCGAUGUUAAAAUAAAACUAUAAAUUAGAAUAUACAUGUACAUUGUAUUUGAAAACUCAAACUAUGCAAUAACUGAACAGGAAUUCAACAAUUAUGAAAAUAACAAAAUGUACAGUAAGAAUUAAUACGCUAGCUUGUUAAUAUGCAAACAUUUAAAAUACUAAAUUCAUUUGGUAGUCAAUUUUAUCAAAUAUGCAUAAAUAUUCCUAUUGAUUUUUAUUUUUUCUUUAAUAAGAUUAAUAAAACAUAUCAAAUACUCAUGAUGAGAUGCUGAUCUUAAUUAGGAGACUGCUCAUUUUCAACCUUUUCAAUGCUUCAUAAUCAAUGCUUCAUAACUUAUGA